This is a messenger RNA of Durusdinium trenchii, 1116 nucleotides long. The record is from the annotation of a GenBank genome assembly. NCBI's taxonomy places the organism in Eukaryota, Dinophyceae, Suessiales, Symbiodiniaceae.
UUGGGGGUGGCGGUGGCGACGGUGGCAGCGGGGGCGACUACUCCAAGUUUCCCUCCAAACCUGGCAGGUUUUGGACCAACUCCAGUGCUUAGACCACGUCCCACACCGAUCAUUUGGUUGCUGGAACACCCGAAGGCGGCUGAUGUGACCUCCUUCGAAUUCGGGUCCGAAAAGAUGGUGCGAAAGCUUUUGGGCCCUUUUUGGACCUGCACACGCCAUGCAACAGACCAUGCAACAGACCAAUCUCAUGGUUUUUUGCAGUGUUUGAUUCGUUGUGAAGGAAGCAACAUGGCUGCAAACAUGUUGUUGGACCAAGCGAAGACGGUGUCCUUUACCGCAGGUCCAAUUUGGCUCAGGGAUCUCUGGCGAAGCAGGGGCGUGGUGUAGGCGCCAUGGGAAUUGGUCGUGACUCGCGUCACAAGCACUACAAGACCGGCGGAAGGUCCAAGACCUCGAUCAAGAAGAGGAAAUAUGAAAUGGGCCGCCCGGCCACUCCUUGCAAACUCGGUGUGAAGCGCAUCCGCUCCGUGCGCGGGCGGGGCGGCAACAUGAAGUACCGGGCCCUGCGACUGGAUGCCGGGAACUACGCCUGGGGGUCGGAGAACGUCGCCAAGAAGGUGAGGAUUCUCGACGUGGUCUACAACGCGACCAGCAAUGAGUUGGUGCGCACCAAGACGCUUCUGAAGAACACCGUGGUGCAGAUUGAUGCGCAUCCCUUCAUGCAAUUCUACCUGAAGAAAUAUGGCCAAGACCUUGGCAAGAAGAAGAAAGGAGCUGCAGCAGGCGACAAGACAGAGAAGGACGAGGCCAAGGUCUCACGUCACGUGCUCUUCAAGCAGAAGGCUCGCGCCUCCAGGCAGAAGUUGGAUCCUGUCUUAGAGGAGCAGUUCCAGAGUGGUCGACUCUUGGCCUGCAUCGCCUCCCGCCCCGGCCAGUGCGGCCGCGCCGAUGGCUACGUCCUCGAGGGCGAGGAGCUCAGCUUCUACAAGCGAAAGCUGGAGAAGAAGAAGAAGAAGAACUGAGAGCGCAGCCCUCCACCUGCGCCGUCUCAGCGCAGACUGGUAGACUUCGCGCUCUUUUUCACCAUAGCCACAGGUAGACUUCGCCAGAGAAAAG